AUGGCCAGGCAUGCGAUCGUCGUCAUCGUCUUCCUCUCCCUCUUCGUACUCUCCACCGCCGCUCAGCUUCCAGCGGUGGAGGCCGCCGGCGCCGACGAACACUCCUUCGCGACCUUCGAGCCACGCACCACGGAGGAGCAGGUGCCCAUCGACUCGAGCUUCAUCCCGAUCGUCCGCGGCUUCCCGGCCGAGGGCCUGCGCUUGACCGACCGCCCAAUCCCAAUCCACGGCCGCCCCGGGCACCACUGCCAGCACGGGCGGCGCCGCUUCCACCGGGGAUUGAUCGUCCCGUUCGGCGACGACAUGGUCAUCUCCGGCGAGGAGAUGCGCCGAAUUCACCUCGGCCGGCGGGGCUUCCUAGGGAGAAAGACCGGUGGCGGCGAGUGGAAGGACAUGGGCGAGAUCUCGCUCUCUGAUCUGAUGAAGCACAAGGAGUUGGGUGCUCCCCGCGAGUUCCGCCACUCCCCUCGAGAUACCGAGCACGGCGCGUUGAGGAAGCACUUCUGGAACGUCCUGAACCGCCGCAUCUGA
This is a messenger RNA of Spirodela intermedia, 531 nucleotides long. Lineage: Eukaryota; Viridiplantae; Streptophyta; Magnoliopsida; Alismatales; Araceae. The record is from the annotation of a GenBank genome assembly.